This is a messenger RNA of Danio aesculapii, 3020 nucleotides long. It is a transcript of the gene snx19a, whose product is annotated as sorting nexin 19a. The coding region runs from base 21 to 2762 and encodes 913 amino acids. The transcript is spliced from 11 exons. Gene Ontology annotation, molecular function: phosphatidylinositol binding. The record is from RefSeq and is a predicted model, not a curated record. NCBI's taxonomy places the organism in Eukaryota, Metazoa, Chordata, Actinopteri, Cypriniformes, Danionidae. Gene Ontology annotation, cellular component: intracellular membrane-bounded organelle; early endosome membrane.
UUUCAGAGACUUGUGACAAAAUGCCUGGUGUCGCCACUCCAAAUCCACGGAGUCUCUUUGAGUUACUGGGGCAGAGAGGCAUUCUUGGAGUUGUAGUUCUGAUAACUUGGUUAGUUCUGUUCCAUCUCCUGGUGAAUGUGUGGUUGCUGUGCAUCUUCACCAGUCUGUUGGUAGUGCUGGGUGGAUGGCUGGGAUCUCGUGUGGCUUUGGAUGCCAACAGCCUCCUUCAUUUGGAGCACUUUCUGCCAUUGGGUGAGUCUCCGCAAGUUCACACUGCAUCAGAGAGCGAACAAAGGCUGGACUGGGAGAUUCAGAGUGCUGUUGACAAGGCUGUGCGGGACUUUGUGUCAUCCUGGUACUGCAGUUCUGUUUCUAAAGGAGGAGAAGAGUUCAUACAGGAGGUGAGGGAUGCUAUGCUGGAGGCAGCCGGUGAACUGAAGAGAAGGGCAAGGCAGGUGGACCAGAGAGCACUGGCACAGAGGGUUCUUGAGCUUCUCGGAUGCCAUCUACAGAGCUUCAGCCAAGCCAAGGAACUCCAGCGCACACUUCAAGAUGAGCCUGAUCAAUCAGGUUCAAAGCUUUGGAGGUUGUAUUGUAAGACUGAUUUGCCUCACCCUGCUCUGAUCAGCCAAUCUAGCCAGCUCUGCUACUCCAGAGCACUGGUAGAUCUUCUAAUGCACAUUCUUAUUCCCAAAUCUCAUUUGGAAACGCGAACAGGCUGCUACAUGGUUGGUGAGCUUCUCACAAUUAAUGUUCUUCUGCCUCUUGUGGCAAGAACUUCUAAUCCAGAUUGGUUAAACCAGACCAUUGUAGAUGUGUUCACCCAAUCCAAAAACAAAGAAGAACCACUUGACCCACAGGAAACAACUGAAUCUGAUCUAGAUGAAUCCUAUAGCAGUUUCUGGGACUGCGAUUCCCCGAUUACUUUUGACUGUCCUGAAAGCUCCAGCAUGCAGACGGCUUGGUCUGCAUCCACAGCCCCUCUGCAUGAAUCCUCAGAAACAAGUUUUCAGAGUCAGUGGUCUUCUGAUGAAAAUGUGCAAGCAAGCAGAAGCUCCAGCAUACUUUUUCCAGAAAGAAUAGCCCAAAAUGCAGCUGAACUGCUCAGAUCUCCCUAUCGCACGAGCCGCCUCUAUAGACACACUGACUGCGACCUGGAAUCACCAUCUUCAGAUGAGAGGAGAAUGUCUAAUGAGUCUUUGAAGCAAACAGACACAGAUUCUGAGAAUUUCUGCGAUUGCAUCUCACCUUCAGACUUUUGUGGUCUGGUAUGUCUGGAAGAAGACACGUUAGGUCUUUUGGGGAAGUGUUUUAAGCAAAACAUGAUCAUUUCAGAGCCAGAAUGUACAGCAGAAGAGUCUCCAAUGCAAAUGCUGACUCACACAUCAAACUCCAUUCCCAGAAGCCUUGGUCUGGAUUCAUUAGUUUUUGAAAAUUUGGAAAAUCUAGACAGACCAGUGGCUAUUAAAAACUUGCAAAUCACUGGGACCAUCACUGCCAAAGAGCAAAGAAGCAGCAGCACUCAUCCGUAUACUCUUUACACUGUAAAGUAUGAAACUGGUGGAGAUUCAGAGAGUUCGACCUCUGAUCAGCCUGUCCCAUGUCAUAUGGUGAACCGGCGCUAUAGUGAGUUCCUCAAUCUGCAGACCCGAUUGGAAGAGAGGACAGACCUAAAGAAAGCCAUCAAAAAUGUCAAAGGCCCAAAGAAACUCUUCCCAGACCUUCCUUUCAGCAACCCAGACUCAGACAAAGUGGAAGCCAGGAGAAGCCAACUGGAAUCAUUCCUCAGGAAACUGUGCACCAUCCCAGAGGCAGCAAACAGCGAAGAGGUGCAGGAGUUCCUUGCCCUCAACACAGAUGCCACAGCAUCUUUCCAAAAGAAGCCGUCAGGUUCUCGCAUAGACAAGAUGGUGGAGAACAUAGUGGACACUUUGAAGACGGCAUUUCCUCGCUCAGAGCCCCAGAGCCCCACAGAGGAAGGAGACCUACAAAGAAAGCCCCGUCUGAGAUUCUCCAGUAAAAUAGCUCCUACUCUUAAUGUCCCAAGCCUGCAACCUAAUGUGACAUACUCAGUCAGUGAACGCUGCACAGUUCUUCGUGGGUUCUCGCUGUCAGAUCUGGAAGGGUUUGUGGAGGAACAGGAGAAGCAGGUGGACGGAGGUGUCAGGAGUCAUUUUGCAGGAGGAAGACACGUGAGAGAGCAGAGACCUGUUGAAAAGAGAGGACGAGGAGCAGACACGGCUUUGGCAGACAUCGCUUUGAACAUAUUGUGUUUGCUGAUGAAGGACCAGUGGAGCUGGCUGUGUACGGAAAACAUCCAAAAAACCAUCAGGCUGCUCUUUGGCACUUUUAUUGAAAGGUGGUUAGAUGUAGGCAUAGCCCACCUGACCAGUGCCCCAUGCUGGGUGAUCUACCUGCGGGUUCUCCAGGACGCGGUGUGGCCUGGUGGUGAACUGCCUGCGGUGCCACGUCCCGAGAGGAGCUCAGAGCAGAGAGAGAAGACCAGACUCCAGUGCUUGCAGUGCCUCAUGCAGCUGUUCCCAGAGUUAAUUACAGACAUGCUUGGCUCUGAGAAAUGCAGGCUGGUGUGGAAGCAUGUACUGGAGUCUCUACAGGAUCCAAGUAUAAACAGGCACUUGGUCUACUGUAUCUUUGACUUGCUUCUGGAGUUCCUCGUUCCAGAAUUUUCAGACGAGUUGUUCCAGAGGUUUUUACUUCAGAGUCUCCCAGGGGAUGUCGAGAGAAAACCAUCAUCUGCCUGAGGACACUAUGUUUCUUUCCUCCCUUUUUCUGAAUGCAGUGUUUUUCGGAUGAGCACAUUUUAAUGAGUGUGUGUGUGUUUUUUUAGUCUGUCUUAUCAGUUUGACUGGCCACUUUUGUUUUACAAUCUGAAUUUGACUCACAGUCGGUUUCAUAUGGUUUAUAGACUGUUAAAUAAAUCUUUUUCUUGUUAUUUGUUAUUCAUGGGUGUUUUUACCAUUUCAGAUUCCAUUAUGGGAUCUCUGCUCUGACAAUGUUUG